AUGAACACGGGCAGGGCGGCCCAAAAGUGUGGGCCACAGACUGUCGUCCGCGCUUUUGAUAAACUUAGUAUCCCAGAUAUAGAAAUAUGUUGUAGCCAAAGCGAUGUCCAAAUAACUAAAUGUGUUUUUAUACUUGAUGAUUGGACUAAUACUACAUCUAACAAUUGUACCGAUUUUAUCCAACAUUCUCGUAUUAAGGACAACAUUUAUUGCUAUCUUUUUGAAACUAAUAAUACCUAUUUUUUCGGUAACCCUGAUUCUGGAAAUAAUCUUACAAGGCCAUGGGUGCGAAACAUUGAUUUUUAUUUCAAAAUAGAUAAUAUUACAAACAUUACCUCCAAAUACAUAUCUGUAGGUGCUAUUUCCGUACAACUAAUGGAUCCAAAUUUUAAUCCCUUAUGGAAGGAAAAAGCAGCAAGCAUCGCAGAUUUGUAUGAGAAUCAAACAAUAAAAUCACAAAUUAAUGCAUUUGCUGGAAUUCAAAAUAUGACAACCUUGGCAUAUUUUACGAAACAAACCAUUCAAACUAUUUUACCUCAUGAUAUUUUUGCAAUUUUCGGUACAACUCCUAAUUAUCAUAAUAUAUCUUACUUGAAUGUGAUAUCAAAAUAUUUUCCAUUGCAUCCAAACGAAGACGUCUCUGCUGGCAAUUUUCAUGGUCAUUUUAAUGUUGGUCCGGGUAGUUUCAUUCAUGAUGUGCAAUCCGAAAAGCUUUCACAUACAGUUCUUUUUGCCCUCGGCUUGUUUGGUGGUGGUUUUGGAUUGAUAAGUGGAAUUUAUAUCUUGCUUUUUGGACAAUUAAGAAAUAACCCUUG
Molecule: messenger RNA, 815 nt
Organism: Dentiscutata erythropus
Lineage: Eukaryota; Fungi; Glomeromycota; Glomeromycetes; Diversisporales; Gigasporaceae
Source: the annotation of a GenBank genome assembly